AUGGCGGAGAUGAUCGAUACCCUUGAGCAGAAAAAUCGCGAUGAGACGGGCAAGAAGGCUGACUGGCGGCAGGAUGGGAGUCGCCACUUUGACAUCUUGGUAGGGGCACUGCUUUCUGUGACAUCCUUGUGCAUGGAAGUUUCAGUUCUUGUGAUCGAACCCGUCGUCGAGCCCACAUCCUCAGCCCAGUCCGCCGAGUUCCGGCAGGAAAUGAAGCAUACAAAGACAGCCUUGGACGAGAGAGAGGAUGAAGCGAAAAGAAAGAAGGCAGCCGUGGAGCUGGCAUCCUCCCAGGUGGCGCAGCUCCGCCAGGAACUAGCGACCCUUGCAGAUGAGCUUGGCCAGAUUGCUGCAAGUGACCAAGAGCUGACCAAAAUGCGAGAGGCAGAGCACGAGGAGCAUGUGAAAGCUUACAAAGACCUGCAGCUGGGCGUGGCUGGAGUGCAGGCCGCGAUCAAGGCGUUGCGGGACUACUACUCGCAGGAUCGCCAGCCUGUCAGCGUCGACAUGGCAGCAUCCAUGGCUCUCGCUGCUGAGGGGCGGGCACCGCGGCUCGCGGAGGUCGAAGCUUCUACAGCUGGCGCAGGCGUCAUCAGCCUACUGGAGGUCGUCGAGUCCAACUUUGCGCGGAACAUGGCCGACCUUCAGUCACAGGAUCGCAAUGCCCAGGAGAACUACGACCAGAUGAUUCAUGAAAGCCAGGUGCAGUCUCAUGGCACGGCAGAGCAGGCCCAUGGUGGUACCUGUGCCAACGAAGCUAUCCACCAUGGGAUCACCUCCGUGUACCUGCGUGAAUGCUUGUGA
This is a messenger RNA of Symbiodinium necroappetens, 804 nucleotides long. The record is from the annotation of a GenBank genome assembly. NCBI's taxonomy places the organism in Eukaryota, Dinophyceae, Suessiales, Symbiodiniaceae.